AUGAAGCCGGUGGGAGCUGUGCACAUCGUUCCUGCUGGGCAAGUUUGCAAACAGAUCUUCAAGGCUGAGGUUCAGUUGGUAAACGCUUUGGAGGAAGUAAGGAACAAAGCUAAGUCUGCCACAAGGAAUGGAAACCUCCCUUUGGAUGAAAAAUCAGCAGCUUCUACUGCUGCCAGGCUCCUGCCAGGUUACCAGCAGAAUGGUCAUGAUGGGACACCCUGCCACAAGCCCACAGAGAAGACACUGCUGUGCAGUUUAAGGGUUCUUGUGUGCGUGAUGUAUUCUGCAGCACAAGCUCCAAGCUCCAUCCUCCUCCUUUCUUUGGCAGGUCCUGAGGAGCCAUGGAGUGGUAUCCUGGAAGCCCUGGCAGAGUGCCAGCAGGGCCAGCUCAGUGAUGCCCUGGCCUCCAUGCACCAAGAGCUGGGCUGCAUCGCCAGGGAGAUGGAAGCCUUUGUUUUGGAGCCCCAGAAAUGCCUUCUGGCCAAACUGAGGAAAUCUGAUAGAGAAGUGGAAUUUCUGCUCCAGAAGAUCAAGCUUGACACCGCUCUGGGAGGCUUCUCCUUUAAAGAGCUGGAAGGUCUGUGGAACAGCAUCCAGCAGCAAUCCUUGAGCAGAAAGAAGUGGGUUAGGGAAAUGGAUGAGUCCCUAAAGAAGGCUGAAUGGAGUCGAGCUGAUAAGAUCACCAAGGUGCUGAGGAACUGCACUGCAAGGCUGGAGAUUUCCUACUUGCCACCUGAUGUCCACAGGUUGAUCAACCAGGAGGCCAUGUUGAUGAACAGAGCACUGCUGGCUAAUCAGAGGGCAAUUGCUCAGCUGGUCUUUAACCUGCUGCAAUCAGAGCUGAAGUGGAAAUUAUCCCAUCAGCUGGAGUGGCAGGACAGAGUCAAGGCCUGGAAGCUGACCCAAAAGAACUCCAUAGCUCAGAGGUUCAGAGAAUUCAUGGCAAAUGAAGACAUUCAGAAUCCCCCAAGGGUGAAAAGAGAAAUGGAAAAUAUGCUGGUGGAUCAGAUUUUACUCCAUGAAAGGAGACUGGAGGUCUUGCAGCACCUUUGUGAUUUGAUGCCUCCAACACACACCAAAGCUGAGUUGGAGGAGUGGUACAGAUCUCUGGUGAAUUUAAAUGAAAGGAUUGAUGCCCACCACGUGCAGUGCCUGAGGAAAAUGCACCUCCACUAUGAGAUGGUCCAGCAGAAGUGCCUGGCUGAGGUGGAACUCUGCAAGAGAAACCUGCUGAGGCAGAAUGUUUGCACAAACCAAGAGGCUGAAGAGUUUGUGAACUCUGAGUUACUUCAGCUGCCUAAGAACCUGCAGAGGCAGUUUGAAGAGAGACUGCAGCGUCUGAAGAGAGACUUUCAGGAGCUGGCUGAAGAGAACCAGCAGAACUGCAGAGACUUGUACAAGUACUGUGAGGAGGUCCUGGCUCUCUGGCACGUCCACCAAGCCCGACUGUGCCGGCAGAAAAGUGGACUCCAGAAGAAACUGAGUGAAUGCAGGCUGAGACACGACAGAUGGCUCCAGAUGGAGGAAGUCAACCUGGAUGUGCUCUUGGAUAAGAUGAGAACAGCCAGCUCUCAGGAGAAGCUGAAUCAGUAUCUGAAGGAGGCCCUUUCCUCUCUACGUGACCUUCAAGCUAGAUAUAUGACACUCAAGCAUGUUCUGCUGGAUGAAAUCAUGACUUACCCAGAAGCUGUUUUGCAGGAGCUGGUUUCUUACAGCACAUCCCUCAGCCAAUAUUUCCAUGUCAAGGAAAUCUUCAAACAGGGCCUGCAAGGAGACACAGACUCCACAUUUCCAGAUGCAGAACUACUUAAGGCUUCAGAAGCUGAACAGGUGGAGGAGCAGCAAGCUGGGAGCAGCAGGCAAGGAGAUGGAGGGGGAAAGAUGGAUGGUCAUCAAGGAGAAAACAGAGAGACAAACACAGCUCAGAAGGAGGAGACCUCUACACAGAAAGCUGAAGGAACACAGAAAGAAUGUGGGGAGAUCAUUCCUCAGGAGAGUGAAGAAACUGAGCCUGCAGGACAGGGGGCUGUGGUCAGCAGCAGCAAGGCAGCAAGCUCUGAAAUUGAGACCUUUGCCACUGCCAGUGGAAACUCUUACACAGUUCUUCGAGCUGGAGAGGCAGGGAAGGCUGACACCCCAGAGACUUAUUCUACCACCUAUGGGGAAGAAUCACUUCCUGAGCACCUGAAACAUGUAGUGAUCAAAGAAGCUGUGUUUGCAGAGCUGAAGAAAAGGAUUCGCCUCUCCUGGUUUGAACACUUGGAGCAGUGGUUUGCAGAGUCCUUGUCCAGCUGCCAUGCCUUUGUAGCUGCCAAGAAAGAGGAGGUGAAGUCAGACCUUCAGCCACAUCUUUGUGCAUAUCAGGAGACGAAGGUGAAGAGAGAGAUCUACAACGCCAGAGCUGAUGAGCUGCUGCUUCACAAGGAGCUUCUGGAGGGCCACUGUGCAGAGGUGAAGGAAGCUCUCAAAAAGGAGACAGAAGAAUUUCUCCUGUUCUGUAAUCAGCAGAAGAACUUCAGCAAACUCUUAGAGGCACGGAUGCAGGACAUCGAGUCUGUGUUCCGCAGCGCGCCCAUGGAGGAGAGGUUGGUUUCCUUCAGAGCCAGCGUGCACUCCGAGCUGCAGAUUCACCUGAAGGUCAUCAACGUCUCCAUCAGGAGCUACCGCAGCUACCUGGAGGAAGCUUUAGGCAACAUAAGGGAUUCAAAUGUGGAGUUUCUCAGAUCCUGCAGGCUGUUUUCAGAGGGAGGCACCUUUUCUCCUGAGGAGGUAGAGCAUUUCAGCAAGUGUCUUCAGGACCAAAGUAAGCACAUUGACACUUUUGAAAGCUUCACCAAGGCACAAAUGGAGCAAACGGAGUCAAGAUGCUUGGAGGAGGCUACUGAAAUGAUCAACCAGUGUGACCAGAAGUUCCAUUACAUCUUCAUGCACCGAGAGUUCAUGGAGAAGAUCCAGCGGUGCCUGGGGAACCUGCAGCUGCAAAUCCGGUCAGAGGUGGCAAAUUCCAACCGGCAGGCACUGGCAUUGAACUCUUACCUGGAGAAGCUCCACCAGAAGGCAGAUGCUUGUGCUCAUCCUGCUGCAGAUAAAGAAGCUUUGACCUCUGAAGAGUGGUAUGAAUUCAUCAAAGAAGUGUUGAAGGAACUGCAAAAGAGGAGCCAGUACCUUGACUGCUUGCUAGGAAAAGCCCCAACCCUGCAUAUUAGUGAAGACUUUGCCCUUCCUACGACAGACGCUAGAAAAGGCUCAAUUGCUCCUGCAGAGCACUUCGGGGAGGAGAACAAAAUGAUGCUGAUGGGGCUGGAUCCCGACAAAUACCCUGUGUUGAUCCCAAGCAGGAUGGGCAAGUCUGCCCUUGAUGAUUUAGCAAUAGGUGUCAUCCAGAAUUUACUGCAAAUUCAGCUAUCCAAAAAGCACUCAGGCCUGAGUCAGGUGAGAAAGCUUCGUUCACGUUCAGCCCCAAGCAGCAGGAAGCCAUCUAAGAUGCUGGUGUCAAAAGGAAGGAAAAAGAAACACUCCAAAGCAGUUGUCAGUGAGAGCAGAUUGCAGCUGUUUGGAGAGAAGCCUCCAGAAUCUGAUACUUUCAAGGGGAUUAUUAAGAAUAUUCUCUGGAAGGGUAAUAAGAGCCUGUUCUGCCUGGCUGAGGAGUUCUACCAGGAGCACAAGCCUCAAAUCUCAAUGCUGGAAGAUCUGCCAGAGACAUUUGAAGACUGUGCAGAAGUGCUGGAACAGAACCUGCUGUCGUACCAAAGUCAGACAGAGGAGUACCACAGGUCCUGCCUGAGAGAAUUCCAGGAUCAGCUGAAGCUGUUUGAGCAGGAGCUCUCUCAUGUCUCCAAGCUGGCAGUUGAGAGUCUUCUCAAAGAACAUCAGCAGAAGCUCAGCUCUUCCACUGCUCAGAUCCAGCAGCUCUUCAGCAAGCAGCUGGAAGAGUGGGAGAAUGCAAAGGCUGUGCACAAGAAUCAGUUGCAUCCCUCUUUGGGACACUCAGACAACUCACUGCAGCUGGAUGCUUUGUGCCAAGAGGAAAUGAGGAGGCAGAAGGCCCAAGCUGAUGGGAUUUGUCUCCACACACAGAAGCUGCAGGCCUCUGCUGCUGAGUGUGCACAGGAGUUUUUUGCUUCACUGGCUGCCUUCACUGAAAAGCUGCUGCUGGAAUUGGAUGCAACUGUCACCAGUGAUGAUGUACAAACAGCAAAGGGGGAAGUGCCAAGAGAGAAGACAUCCACUCUGCUGCGCAGGAAGCUGGCUGGGCUGCCCCUGGAGCUCUGUGAAGUGAAACAGUUCAUUGAACGUGGGAGUAGGGCUUGGCCAGGAAUCCCCAUGACUGCUCUUACAGACAAUCCAGCCCACAUUCUCUGCAGAGAAACUCCACCAGUUACCACAGCUAAGACUACACUGGGCCAUGCAGCAGCAGUAGCAGCCAGAGAUGCUGCCUAUGAGCAAUACAAGGGAGAAGUGGAGCAGCAGCUUGCCCGGAUCAAGGCGGAGAGCAGAGCUCAGCUGCUGAUGGCUCAGCGCUGGGAGGGCUGGUGGGCAAGGUCCAUCCAGAAGAUCAAGCAGCUCUAUGCAUGA
Dryobates pubescens (Downy woodpecker) is the source of this 4575-nucleotide messenger RNA. It is a transcript of the gene CCDC180, whose product is annotated as coiled-coil domain containing 180. The record is from RefSeq and is a predicted model, not a curated record. The transcript is spliced from 36 exons. Bases 1 to 4575 code for a protein of 1524 amino acids. NCBI's taxonomy places the organism in Eukaryota, Metazoa, Chordata, Aves, Piciformes, Picidae.